CAGGUACACUUCGUCAUAGCACACGUAGCAGCCAAGGAUCGAACCGCUGACCUCGCGGUUACCGGACAACCCUCGCUACCCCAUGAGCCAUGGUCGCCCCUAAUAAUAAACUCUUUAUUGUUACAGAUUAAGAGAAUACAACAGUGGUGUAACAGUGAACUGUGUCCUCCACCAGAGGGCGCUGUUAUCAUGUCUCCCUCCGCCCCGCUCUCAUUGGUCGUCCUCCUCCUGAGUCUGUGCUCCUCUGAGCCCGUUGGUCCGUCGGUGGAGGAUCUGACCAAUAGGAACGCAGACUUUGCCACCCGACUGUACCGAGCCGUCUCCAGCCGGACCGACGAAAACGUCUUCCUGUCUACGUUCACGCUGUCCGCCGGGCUGCUGGCACUGGUGAGCGCCUCCAACGGGACGACCCGGGACCAGCUGCUGCAGGGACUCGGCCUGACUGGACUGGACCCGCAGACCCUCCCAGACCUGUUUCAGAGUCUGAGGACCACCGUCCAACAGGAGAACCUGAAGCAGGGCGUGGCCAUCCUCCCGGCUCAAGGCUUUCCAGUGUCGUCUUCCUACCAGGACCUGGUUCAGACUAAGUUUGGGGGGAACGCUCAGAGUCUGGUCUACACGGUGCCGCAGGAAGCCACUGACACCAUCAACCGCUGGACCCAGGAGCAGACGGGAGACCAGGUCCUGGAGCUGGAGACAAACCUGGACCCAAACACACAGCUGCUGCUGGCCACCAGCGCCUUCUUUAAAGGUACGCGUCUAACGCUGUGUUCAUAACUAACACAAGUUUAUUACAGAUGUAUGAACACUAAAUAAACAUGUUUAUUACAGAUGUAUGAACACUAAAUAAAUAAUAAUAAUAAUAAUACAUU
Anarrhichthys ocellatus (wolf-eel) is the source of this 872-nucleotide messenger RNA. RefSeq names its product corticosteroid-binding globulin-like. Bases 190 to 777 code for a protein of 195 amino acids. The transcript is spliced from 2 exons. NCBI's taxonomy places the organism in Eukaryota, Metazoa, Chordata, Actinopteri, Perciformes, Anarhichadidae. Gene Ontology annotation, molecular function: serine-type endopeptidase inhibitor activity. The record is from RefSeq and is a predicted model, not a curated record.